ACGGGGGAGGUACAACUUUACACAUUAGCGAGACUACAGACUUGAUAUAAAACGCAACAUUUUUUACCAAUCUAUUGCUUGUCAAGACAUGGCGAGAGUUAGUAGUGUUGUAGUGGGUUUAAUUCUGGCUUCAACACUACGGAUUAGCGUAAGUCAAAGUGAUCCACAGGCUGAGAUUAAAAGGUUGAAAAAUGUCAUUUCUGCUCUAGGAAGACAGGUCAUGUUGCAGCAGUUUGCCCAAGAGGAGAAGCUAAGGUCCGACGGCUGGUCUGGCCUAAAACAGAUUCGAGUGGACAACGACGGCCCACGAAACUAUCACACCAACUCUCACAGCGGCGGCUCUAUGGGGGCCAUACACGACCAUUCAAACAAUCAGAUCACAGUGGGUCAAGGGGAAGGACAGUUUGUCCUGAACGGAGUAGAGUUUCGAACCAGGCACAACGACUACCAACUGAGAAUGCCCAGCCCCAAAUCCUCCGCGUAUCACGUGAUGAGUGAGAUCCCCUUCCCUCCCGUACCGCGUCAGGUGUUGGAUAAGCCCAGUGUACAAGAGCAGAUCGUAGAGAUGAGAGAGUGGUUCAAAGCUUGGAGGGACCAGAACUCUUCGGUUAGAGAUUACAGGCCCUACUUCAAGCCACUUCUGUGUUACCUGGAAGGGGCCUGGACCACAAACACUAAAGAGUUAGAGGAACCUUUCUUUAGUGACCGCCACUCACUGGACGCUACCAGUUGGUUUGACCUGCAGGAAAGGGUCCGAUACUCCGCCUACACUGGCAGGAAAAGUCUGGACGAGAAUUUCGCUUAUCUCCCCACGGCUAUAAUCAACAUCACCGACAGCGGGGUGCCAGUGUACGCCCAGUGGAACUACAGGAUGCUGUGCCACCCUCUGUACAAAGACCUGCCUACGUCCUACCUCAAACCUGUCGACGACCUCAGCGUGCGCCUUCCAAGAGGUCAGACCUUGGAGCAGUAUUUGACUACAAGAGGUGCCAGAUUUUCCGUUGUCGGACCAAACGACAAGCCCAACUGGCAAUACCUAGACGACAUGAUGGGCGAGGUGCCAGGGAAGGACAACUAUGGUGCUAACAUUACUGAUUCCACCUUCGGGAUGAAGCUCUUGCACCCGGCUCCAGGAAACGACAGCAGAUUUAACGUCGGCUUCUACCACCGUCGCUACAGGGUCGAGAAAGCAGACGCCAUGGGGCUCUCUUACGGCAGACGAGGCUACAGCGAUCCAAACAUCUUCAUGGCCGAAACGACGCAAGAGAAGAUCGCGGAAUUCUAUAUUAAACAGUGUAGCGCGACAAAAGUGUGCUACGAGUCUAAGAAGAGAAUGUCGUAUUCCAUCCCGCUGGAGAUUAUUUAUUUAACUCCCUUGAGUACUUGGAACCCGUAUGACAUCCCGUUCUAUUCUAAUAAAGACAAGAAUAUUGUUCUCAGCAAUGGCAAACGAAACGGUGGUCUCAAUAUCAACAACGCGUUCAAUGGCUCUCUCUACAACCAAUUCUACAGAACACCAAUACAAUUUUUCUCAGGGGGCGAAGUUGGUUCCACAGCAGCAGACACAGUGAAAGGUUCUGUUGGGGUCUUGGAUAAGAACAACACCAUCAGGAGCAUGUCGGCUUCAGGCGUGAGAAUCUUUUUGCCGAAUAUUCCCGGAGUAGGAGUUCUGAGGACCAGAUAUCCUAUAACCCCGGUUCACGCUGAGGGUAGCUCCGUCUGGAAAGAGUUAAACGCUCUUAAAGAUAUUGUCUUAAAGCUUGCUUCUUACGAGAGGCUCUUAACGGAAAAGAUUCCUAGAACGCCAGAGGUGAAACCGAUAGCCUCUUCACCUACUCCUCAGAGGACUACCCCAAAACUAGUGACGUCCACUUCGACAGCACUUCCAAAAACAUCUACCACUUUGACUCCCAAAUAUCCCAUCCAGCAGCAGCUGACCCUGAUGACCACUACCAUCUUCCAGAACCCUCCAGGCGAACACUAUCACACGAUAGAGAUGACCAAGGACGAGCAGGAACGUCUUCAGAAGGGCGAGGUCGUCGACCUCAUCACCAGCCAAGACAACGCCCACUCCCACGCGGUCAAGGUUCAGUUCUACAACGGCAGGUAUCACGUGACUAAAUGUGACUCCAAGGCGAUUCCUUGUUGGGAUGGACACACUUCGUGUCUAAUGAAAGAGGGGGAGCGUGGCUGUCCUAUAGACAAUGGACUACCGUAGAUUGGUCACUACCAUAGACAGGUCACUUAACUACCAUAGACUGUUUAUUUUUAUAAAUGUAUUUUUCUUAAUUUUGCAUUUUCAAUUUCAUCUUGCAGUCUACUUGCAUUCGUAUCUUCUGAGUUAAAAAAAUGUAUUCAUGAAAUUUGACAUGACACAGUAACUUAUUCAUUUAUAGUAAUUCAUAUUAUUAUUUAGGAGGCUUGGUGGCUGAGCGGUAAAGCGCUUGGCUUCCAUAUCAAGUGUUCUGGGUUCGAAUCCUGGUGAAGGCUGGAAUUUUAAAUUUCGGGAUGUUUUGAGUCCUCUGAGCCCACGUUUUGCUGGCCACAUGACACUUUCGUUAACUCUGAGCCACAGAAACAGAUUACCUUGGCAUCGUCUGCCCCAUAGAUUGCAUGGUCUGACAGGGGAACUUUACUUUAAUAUUGUUAUUAGUAUUAUAAUUUCAAUAGUUAUAUUCAUUGCUAUUCAUAUCGGCAUAUGAUCCUGUUUACAUUGUCGUUUAAAUUAUUUAUUCCUAUCUUAUUUAUAUAUGUAUUGUGGUGGCCUAGUGGUAAGGCACUUGGCCUCCGAACCAAGGGAUCCCGGGUUCAAUUCUAGUAUUUAUUAAAUUCGGGAUUUUAAAGGAGCCCCUGAGUCUACCCAAUUUUUAAUGGUUACCUGACAUUAGUUGGUGAUAGUAUAAUGGUUGGUCGAUGGCCACAUGACACCCUCGUUAACCGUCGGCCACAGUUGACCUUUACAUCAUCUGCCCCAUAGUUCGCAAGGUCUGAAAAGGGAAACUUUUCUUUUUUAUCGUCAUUCAUUCGGUUAUUUAUUUGCAUGGUUUUUAUAUUAUCAUUCAAAAUGCCAUUAAUAUUGCCGUACUUCAACAUUCAUAUUGCUGUUUAUACUUCAUAGUGUUGUCGAUGUACUCAAUACUUCUUAACGAAAAUUGAAUAAAACCUAUCAACGUAUAUUCAUUUCAAAUAGUGUGCAAUGCUACUCUGUCCUUUGGAAACAGAAGGCGCACGAUUUAAUUUGAUAACCCGGUAAUGAUUAUGCAUUUCGAUUAUUAUGUAAAUAUGCACAUGUCUACUACUUUUUUUUCCCUCGUUACGCGAUAAACGUAUUUAUGUAAUGUAAUUACCAGAUGUUUGUGUACGUCAUGUAAUGAAGACUACUUCCUGUGAGGUAACAGUGCAUUGUUUACUUUAAUAUUGUAUGCGAGUGUGUGUGUAUUUGGUACACAGAUAAGAGAAACAAGUAAAACGAAUGUAUAUCGUCAGUUUAGAGCAGCGGUUCUCAACCUUUUAAGUUCGGCGACCCCUUUUUACAAUCCCCCACUCUGCCGCGACACUCCCCCACACACAAACACACACAUACAGCAAUAGAAGAAUACAUAAUAACAAUCCAUAGUUUCGAUGGUCCCCAGGCAAAUGGUCAAUUGACCCCCCAAGGGGGUCGCGACCCACAGGUUGAGAACCCCUGGUUUAGAGUUUCUCUUUCGCUAACUCUACAUGUACUAAAAUUGUACAUAUUGUGUAUGCAGCGUAAGAGCGCGGUGGCUGAGUUGUUAAGCGCUAGGUUUCCGAAAUGGGGGUAUAUUAUUUUAACUUUCGUGUUUCUGUUUGUAUUGUUAUUACAGCGCCUUGAGCCUACAUUUUGUUUGUUAACAGCGCUUUAUAAAUAAAAUUAUUAUUAUUAUUAUG
Biomphalaria glabrata is the source of this 3909-nucleotide messenger RNA. RefSeq lists its product as uncharacterized. The record is from RefSeq and is a predicted model, not a curated record. The transcript has 7 exons. Bases 89 to 2218 code for a protein of 709 amino acids. Lineage: Eukaryota; Metazoa; Mollusca; Gastropoda; Planorbidae.